Caenorhabditis sp. 36 PRJEB53466 is the source of this 5196-nucleotide messenger RNA. NCBI's taxonomy places the organism in Eukaryota, Metazoa, Nematoda, Chromadorea, Rhabditida, Rhabditidae. The record is from the annotation of a GenBank genome assembly.
AUGUGGCGUUCUUACAAGGCGGAAACUCCCGAUUUGUCCGAAGAGGUCGACAUCAACGUGGGCGGCGGUAGUUCGGAAUCCGACGACGACGGGUGAGUAGCAUUCUUUAUUUUUGUGAUUGUAGACAACAGAUUGUCUCUGAGGAAAUAGUCUAAAUAACAAAAAAAAUGAUAGGGCUGGUAGGUAAACACAGUUAUUUAAAAAGGGAAUUUCAAGUUCUGGACCUCUGGGAUUCCGUUUUCGCCCAGAUCGUCUGUCAGGCACAUAAAUAGCGUAAUAAUCGUAAAAAAAGCCGGAAGUGAUGCGACUUACGAGUGCAAAAGAGUGUCGCGCGUAAUUCAGUUUGGUGGCACUGGUAGCCUAAUGGGGCAGGCAAGGACCUCGCGGUCUGACGGUCUCCCGACCAAUGUGGGUUCGAGUCCCAUCCAGUGCCACGCCGCCUUUUUGCGUGUUAAAUUUGAAAAAAAUUGUUUUCAAACAGAGGGCUGCUUGCUAUCCACGUAAAAAACUAUCUUCAAUUUUUCAAAAAUAGCAGUCAAGGAUUUAGGCGCGAUAGCCAGACGUCUGAAUAGUGUGCUCGUUUCGGUUUGAAAAUCGGCGUCAAUAAUGAGCAUCCAGUCACCUUGGGGAUCGUCCGUGCGUCAACAUAUCGUCACGAAGUGUUGAUAGCAAUCUGUUCAACUUGGCACCUAUUUUCGUCUCUCGCAAUAUCUAUUUUUAGUCGUCCCAGUUCUCAUUAUACAUUGUUAUCAUCAGCAGUCGGUAGCUUCUUCGAAGACAUCAUUAUGACGCAAGUUCCACUCGAAAAGCAGUGAACAGAAUCAAAGACGAGCUUUUGAAGAACUCAAUUGAUUUGGAAUUCCGAUCGGAAUGAAGCGUCGUAGAUCAGUAAUCCGACCCGGAAUGGUUUGGUGACGUCUGAAUGAUACCUUUUGUGAGGAUAAAUAGGCGGAUUAAAAAGUGACCGAAUGAUGCCGUUUACGGAGGAGACGUCGUGCCUUUUGGCGCGGAAAUUGGCCUCUGAAUACGUAGGUAAUGAGCGUGCUGUUAAGACAUCCCGUUGACGUGGGUCUGACGUUGUUUUGCACAUUUUCGCUGCAUCAAGUUUCGAUGGGAUCGCUGAAACGUUGCAGAAAAAGGGAACGCGAUACACUUGGAAUUUUGCAUAAAAAGUAGUCUAGACUGUUUUGACUUUGGAAAGCCGCCAAUUUGUUCGUACCAAUUCCACGUAGGAUUUCAAAAAUAGCGUCCCGAACAGCGGAGAAAGGGCCAAUUAGGCCGGACUCAUUGACGUCAAACCGCUGCAGAGUUUCGAAAUCAGAAGAGGAGGCGGGGAAGGAGCAUCCUUAUCCCGCCCAAAACAUUUCCCAACUUUGUACACUGUGCUGCUCACACCGCUCCCCAUUUGUCGUCUGCUCAUCGCCUGCCGCCUCUCGUCCAGUUCCUCUUCGCCGCCCCAUUAUCAUCAUCGACGAGACUAAUCACGCAUCGGACGGAAGCUCCGCCUCCAUUUUAUGCGAAGCGCAAAACCGAACGAAGAAGUUUUCGUUUCUCCGUUCUCUCGCCGCUUCCGUCACUUGUCGAUCGUCAACCGUCCCCAAAUUCAGCAAAACUGUCGGGAAAGCCGAGGACGAAAUCUCGCCCGCGCCGAGGCCCGCUUCUGCAGACAACGGCAGACCGUUCUCGCCGAGCUCGGCCUUUCACUCGUUCUCUCCGACCUCAAUAUUCGGCGCACACGUAGCAAAUCCGAGUUUUCGGUGCAACGUGACGAGUUUUUCGACCUGUCUCUGGAGGACGAUAGCAACGAACUCCACGUUCCCGGGUGAGCCACAUUUCUCAUGUUUCACACGGUAGAGCGCACUUUCCACCGCUCGCACAUCUACAGUAAACAUGUAGCCUGUUCGGCGAAGCGAACAAAUUCGGAAAGUUCAUAAAUGGAAUUCGUCGGCGCUCAUUUCCCUCAUUAACCCUCUCCUUUGUAUUUGCUAAGCUUUUAUUUUCUGUUAUGGACUCUCAAAUACUCAACGUACUCUCCAACAGGUAAUACACCUCUUCCGUGCAUUUCUCCCCUAAAACCACUAAGACUAAAGCGGCAUGCAACAUUUUUGCUCACUCGAAAACCUUUCAUUAUGGUGAACUUCGCCAAACCUUUUGAGGAAAACAUGAACAAGAUCAUCUGACCGGGACGUCAUCGUAAUGCAAACUAUUUCGGAGAUUCUCGUUCUCUUGGGCUCCUCCCGACCGACUGAACGGUCGUCAUAGAGAUCGUCGUUAUUUUCGAGAUAGUGGUGUGCAAGUUCAACAUUUUUCGGAAGGAAACAAGAGAAAGGAAGUCGAAAAUGUGAUGGAAAUGAUUAUGGGAUGUACUAGAUGGUAAUUGGAAAACGCAGUCAAAUAUGGGCUGAAGAACAUCGAGGAAGCUCUUUCUGUUUUAGCGAAGGAGCAAAGUCCGUUACAAAAGUGCAUUGUACUUUCUGCCAUGUAGUUAGCACGAAAUGGGACUGAAUUUGGAGCAGCAGUCAGAAAACAGGGAGUAGAUUGUACGAGCGUCAGAACGGUGGAAUUAAAGUCACAUCGCGUUCUGACUGAAUAAAAAACGACAUGACGUCAAAUGAACGGUAUUUUUUCAGACGCAAGUCUCGUUCCGCGUCGAUAACAUCGAGCGCCUCGGCCCCGGCGUCGCAAGAACUGACGCUCCAUGUGCCCUCGCAGAACACCUCGUCGGCCACCUCUCCGACUCCCUCAACCGGAUCGGCUUACAACUUCGUGAGUUUUUGCUAUUGUUGCCCACAUCACUUCACCUACACCUUGCUCUCACCUCGGCUCCCGGCCCAAUCCAAUUUCUUGGCUCUCACGCCAACGACAUCAAAAGCUCGCUGUCGUCUCCUCGAAUGCACGUGCUCUCUUCCCCCCGGGGCUCCGAUUCGUCGUCCAGAGGCACCUGCCUGAAGUCGUUAUCGCCGUCUUCGCUCUGUCGUCGCUUUUCUUAUUUGCUCGCGGUCCUACAUCUUUUUUUCUGCCUUCACUGACAUUCGCCUUGGCUUCAGAAUCAGAAUUCACCCGUUUCCCGUUCAACUUUUCAACUUCCACGCUUCUCGUUUUCUGUUCGCACAUGUUAAUCUUCUUUGAAACUUUUGUUCAUUCUAUCUCAUAAUUGAGUCACUUUUCACACGGAUUCUCUGUUUUUCUGGUCGGUUAGUACACUAGUCUCAUGUCUGUUUAUUGAUGGUCAGUUCGUAGUGACAACUUGGAAUGAAAAACAGUAAUCAGCAUUCUUUGAAACUGGCUAUUUUCGGCUUACUCCCACUUGUUUAUGUGAAUAAGGCUCGCUCCAGAAAUCGAAUAACGUCAUUCCGAUUUCCCAUGAAAGUGACUGGUAGCUCAGACUAGAGUCACUCCCAAUUUCAAACGAGAAAAAUAGCAAAUAGAAGGUUCCCAGGCCUGCUUGAACUGCCCCCGUUAGCCAAAACCCACGGUGGAGCCAUGUGACAUCUGUUCCCCUCUUUCCGACUGCAAUCAGUGAAGCGGAGCAGCAUGAAUAGCCUGCUGAAAACAAGCCGCGGAGCGAGAUAGCAUACCGAGUGAGGGAGGACGAUCUCAUCAACCUGGGUUUCCGCGUCUUUCUAGAGCUUCUCGUAAUAAUAAUUACCUUCCGACAAACAGAGAAGAGAGCUGCGAAGGCGCCGAGCUAAGAGCCGUUUCGUCGCCCGGCAACGGGUGUGAAUCUUCGCUUCGUUUACCCUCCGAGUAGCUACUCACACAGAGCCAUCCGCAGCAAUGAGCGGCUCAAAGAGCUCCUCGAAUCCGAGCCACGGUUGCCGAAACAGUAAAGAGGCACGUCCGCUAAUCUCGACGGCACUUCACAGACAGCAGUCCGUGCAGACAGCCCCUCAAGACAGGAAUGCCCCGGUAAGUGGAAAUGGCGGGAAACUUUGGCAGUCAGUGACGGGAGCAGCAUGCUAAUCUUCAUCUCCAUCCACGCCCAUUUCUAUAAUCACUGACUAUUGUUCGAUUUGUGAAUAGACUCCUCGGCUCGGCACCUAAUCCUUUCCCAUCCAUUCCAUCAUUCCCCCCACUUGCCGUCUUGUUCGCAUUUUUCCUCUUCCCAUCUGUCCGAAUGCUGAGAAAAACACCAUCAGCGGUUUGUAGCAUAGAUUUUCGCAUGUUUCCCAAUCAAUCACUCUCAUCACACCCACUCUCAGAUUGCCGGAAUGUUCGACGGAAAGGAGCGCGUCAACCGCGACCCGCCUCCGAUGCCGUCCACGGAAAACGUCGAGUAUCCGAGAGCUGCUAGCUGGGCAGCCGGCAACUGUGCCAACGUGCUCAACGACGACAAAGGUGUGUAAAUAUAUGAAUCACCGAGAGGAGCUGCCUAAUUUCCUUUCUAGGUCGUCAACUGUUCCGCGUGUUCCUGUUCGAAUCUUUGGCCGAGGAGAAUCUCUCUUUCCUUGAGGCGUUGGAAAAACUGAAGAAAAUGAAGAGCAGCGAGGAGAAGAGAAACUUCGCCAAGGAGAUACUCGAGACUUACCAAUCAUCGAUCAACUUGUCGUCGAGCUCGAUGAGAUCUCUCCGCAAUGCGGUCGCCAGCGACCCGCUGGACAUGGAGGAGUUUGCCCCGGCCAUCAAGGAGGUCAAGAGACUGCUCGAGAACGAUCAGUUCCCGCGCUUCCGUCGCUCUGAGCUCUACCUUGGUUAUCUGGAAGAGCUGCUCCCGCGUUCAUACGCCGAGAAGUGGGCUUCCAGCUUCGAAAGUCUUCUCGGCAACCACGUGGGACGUCAUUACUUCCGCGGUUUUCUUCGUUCUAUUCAUGCCGAAGAGAACCUCCGUUUCUGGGAAGCCGUCGUUGAGUUCAGGUAAAGAAUGACAAUCUGCGAUGGUCGGGCAUCACCUUUAGCUCUAAUAAACAUGAUGGUGAUAUUGUGUUUUUCAGAUCGAGCCGCAACCGCGCAAAUGCGAUGAACAACCUGGGAAGGGUGAUUCUGAACACCUAUCUCGCCGAAGGAACUACCAACGAAGUGUUUCUCCCGUUCGGCGUCCGUCAGGUCAUCGAGCGUCGCAUCCAGGACAAUGAGAUCGACAUCACUCUGUUCGACGAGUCCAUCAAGCACGUCGAGCAGGUCCUUCGCAACGACCCGUACGUCCGCUUCUUGCAGAGCCAAGACUACACCAACUUGCUCAACAAGCUUCGCCAAUAA